CAGCAUCAGCCUAAGUAUGGCGUUAACAUACAUUCUCUUCCAAGUGGCGGUCGCCUUGCUGGCGAUCGUUAGUUACUAUCUCCACCGGAAGUUAACAUAUUUUAAGCGCAGGGGUAUUCCCUUCGAAACACCCCAUCCGAUCAGGGGUAACAUGCAGGAACUGCAGAAGACAAAGAACUUUCACCAAAUACUCCAAGAUCACUACGACAAGUUCCGGGAGAGCAAAGCACCGUUCGUUGGAUUCUACCUUUUCCAGAAUCCAGCCGCAUUUGUUAUUGACCUGGACCUGGCCAAGCAUAUUCUGGUCAAGGACUUCUCGAACUUCUCUAACAAAGGAAUGUUCUACAACGAAAAAGAUGACCCCAUUUCCGCACAUCUCUUCAACCUGGAUGGCCCCCAGUGGCGUUUGCUGAGGAACAAAUUAUCCUCGACUUUCACAUCCGGUAAAAUGAAGUACAUGUAUCCGACUGUAGUGUCCGUGGCCGAUGAAUUUAUGGCGGUGAUGCACGAGAAGGUAGCGAAGGACUCUGUGCUGGAAAUUCGUGAUCUGGUAUCCAGGUUUACGGUGGAUGUGAUCGGAACUUGUGCCUUUGGAAUCCAGUGCAACAGUCUGCGAGAUGAAAACGCCGAGUUUCUUUAUUUUGGAAAGCGGUCUUUAGUGGACAAGCGACAUGGUAUGCUAAUCAACGGUUUCCUACGCAGCUAUCCAAAGUUCGCAAAGAGUUUGGGUUUCGUUCGAACGGCGCAGCAUAUUCAGGAUUUCUAUCAUAGGAUCGUCACCGAAACUGUGGCAGUGCGAGAAAAGGAGAAUAUCAAGAGGAACGAUUUCAUGGACAUGCUCAUUGAAAUGAAAAAUCAGAAGCAAAUGACCCUGGAUAACGGAGAAGUGGUCAGAGGAUUGACCAUAGAGGAGGUCCUAGCCCAAGCUUUUGUGUUCUUUAUAGCUGGCUUUGAGACAUCCUCCUCCACCAUGGGAUUUGCUAUAUACGAACUGGCCAAGAACUCGCAUAUUCAGGAUAAGGUUAGAGCUGAGGUGGAGGAGGUCCUGGAGCAACAUGACCAAAAGUUCAUCUACGAGUGCACUAAGGAUCUCAAGUACCUUGACCAGGUUAUAAACGAAACUCUACGACUGUAUACCAUUGUACCCAAUCUGGAUCGAAUGGCCGCUAAGCGCUAUGUUGUUCCCGACCAUCCCAAAUUCGUCAUCGAGGCUGGUCAAUCGGUCAUCAUUCCAUCAUCCGCCAUACACCAAGAUCCCAGCAUCUAUCCCGAACCCUACGAGUUCCGGCCCGAACGAUUCUCCCCCGAGGAAUCGACCAACCGUCCUUCAGUUGCCUGGCUGCCUUUUGGAGAUGGUCCCCGCAACUGCAUUGGACUGAGAUUCGGACAGAUGCAGGCUCGCAUUGGACUUGCCCUCCUCAUCAAGAACUUCAAGUUUUCCACCUGCUCGAAAACUCCAGAGCCUCUCAUCUACGAUCCCCGUUCGUUUGUACUCGGCGUGAAAGACGGAAUCUAUCUGAAGAUAGAGGCGAUCUAG
Drosophila takahashii is the source of this 1537-nucleotide messenger RNA. RefSeq names its product Cytochrome P450 6a8 (gene Cyp6a8). Gene Ontology annotation, molecular function: iron ion binding; oxidoreductase activity, acting on paired donors, with incorporation or reduction of molecular oxygen; heme binding. NCBI's taxonomy places the organism in Eukaryota, Metazoa, Arthropoda, Insecta, Diptera, Drosophilidae. The record is from RefSeq and is a predicted model, not a curated record.